GGAAUUUUGGAAAACCCUUGCUGCCGGCACUCUUCCUACAGACUUUCUUCCACCUUCGCAGGGACGGGAAGUAGAAAGAAGAAAAUCAAACCUGAAAUCUGAGGAUGCAACCUUUCUCUCUUUCCCUCCCGACCUCCUCGGUUUGAUUAUCGCUAUUCUAGAAUGUACUUUGUACCAUAAUCUCUUCAUGACAAGAUCUUCUCAGUGCAGAUAGAUACACUGCGGAGCUAAUUCUUCUUUCCCAGACACUUUAAUUGGAUGCGUUAGUGGCAAUCAAGGAAAAAUGGCUUCUUUGUUUAAGGAUCCCAGCAAGCUUUCAGCAUAUCGAGAUAGAAGAUUUCCGGGUUCACAGGAAGAUUUUGAACAUGCACUACAAACCUCGACAACUGCUUAUGUUGGGAAUAUGUCCUUCUACACUACAGAGGAGCAAGUUUAUGAACUGUUCUCCCGAGCUGGCGAGAUUAAAAAAAUCAUCAUGGGUUUGGAUAAGAACACCAAAACCCCUUGUGGCUUCUGCUUUGUUCUAUAUUACUCUAGAGAUGAUACUGAGGAUGCUGUAAAGUACAUAAGUGGGACAAUUCUUGAUGAUCGCCUUAUUCGUGCGGAUUUCGAUUGGGGGUUCCAAGAAGGAAGGCAAUGGGGCCGUGGUCGGAGUGGUGGGCAGGUGCGGGAUGAGUAUCGCACUGACUAUGAUCCUGGUAGAGGUGGUUAUGGAAAAUUGGUUCAGAAAGAGCUGGAAGCACAGAGGCAGCUAGUAGAUUAUGGCACAGGGUCUCUGGGAUCUUUUAUGCAAGUUAUGCCAUCUCAUUUUGGUGGUAGACUUGGAGGAGGCUAUGGGCAUGGGGGUUCUCACAGACAGAGUCGAGAUUACCAUCGCAAGCGGCACAGGGAAGAUGAUCGCCGUGCACCAGAGAACUCAAAGAGAACCUCUGACUAUGAGUCCCGAAGAACUGAUGACGAGUCUAGACCGGAGAAGAAUCCUCGUUUUCGUGAAAGUGGUGAUUCUGACGAUGAAGAUGAAGAUGAUCGAAAGAGACGGCAUUAGCCUAAAUGGAGUUUGUUUCUCUGUGUAAUUAUUCCCAGACUGCAGUAGUUGGUUGACUCAGACACCGGGUGAAAACCAUGAAAGAUUCUAAAUGACAAUUCUGUCAUGAGAGUUGCCUCAAGGAUUUUAACUUAUGAAGCUAGAACAUUUAUAUGCUAUCCAUGUCUUGUAGUCCACCCAACAGUGUCUGCAAAUGUCUGAAGCAAGAACUUUUCUAUGCUAUCUAGUCUUUGAAGUGGCUGGUUUUUGUCUUUCGUCCUGGUUGUCAAAACUUCUGAUCUCAUUGCUAUCCGGUUAUUACAGAAGUGGUUGGUUGAAUACAACCGUUGACAGGGAAGAUGAGAACAUGAAGAUACUGGCUUAUCAUAUUUUAAUCCUUUCUGUUUGAAUGAUGCCAAUCUAAUUGAAUUAUCGUAGGCCAUA
Macadamia integrifolia is the source of this 1468-nucleotide messenger RNA. RefSeq names its product nuclear cap-binding protein subunit 2. The record is from RefSeq and is a predicted model, not a curated record. Gene Ontology annotation, cellular component: nuclear cap binding complex. Lineage: Eukaryota; Viridiplantae; Streptophyta; Magnoliopsida; Proteales; Proteaceae. Gene Ontology annotation, molecular function: RNA cap binding. Gene Ontology annotation, biological process: mRNA cis splicing, via spliceosome. The transcript is spliced from 8 exons. The coding region runs from base 284 to 1045 and encodes 253 amino acids.